CUGAUGCGAGAGGAACCACAACGGAGAAGAAAAUAACGCUUUACAACGCAGAAAUAACUACCAAGACGCGCAAGACCCCAGCGAGCACUGCGCAGCCUGUAAAUCACCACCAAAACCCCCCUGUCAGAUCUGCGUCCGGCGGAUGCGGGACCGGCGGGAGAGGACGCGGGGAAAGACGGAUGAGGAUGCGGCGCUGCGUGCGGAAGGAUGGAGCUCAGCAUCAGCAGCAGCAGCAGCAGCAGAUGAAGCAGACCUGGAUGAUAGCAGAGCAUCUCCUCACACUGACACACAAGCGGAUAUGAAGCGGAAAUUUUCUUACCUGUUUGUUUAAUAUAUUAAGAUUGUGUCAGUUUUACCUGUGAUCCAGGCCUGAAGGCGUACGCGUGUGCGUUCACUUAUAAACACUAGUUAGGAGGAGUUUGUCAUGACAUUAUGGUAGAUGCAUCUAGAAACACCGCGUCCUGCACAGUGCCUGUGUGCUGAAUGAAAAGUCUGACCGAUUGAGAAGAGCGACUGCUAUUAAUGUCUUUCCUGUCAUCUGAAAGACAAAACGGGCCCGUAUGACAGCUUUUAGGGAACCCCGAGCUCAACAUGGAUAUAUUUCCGGGUUAUUGCAGACCCUUGAGAGAUUAUUUUAUUAAAACUUACCUCAGAAUCGGCGGGCUGUGGUGAUAUUGCAGGCUGUAGCGCGUUUAGCAGGAGUCAGGAUGUCUAAGGAACUGUCAGUGACCCAGGCAGCUCAGUAUGUGGGGCCGUAUCGGCUGGAAAAGACUCUUGGGAAAGGCCAGACAGGUCUGGUGAAGCUCGGGAUUCACUGCAUCACUGGCCAAAAAGUAGCCAUCAAAAUAGUCAACAGAGAAAAACUCUCAGAAUCUGUGUUGAUGAAGGUGGAGAGAGAAAUUGCCAUUUUAAAACUGAUCGAACAUCCACAUGUUUUGAAACUCCACGACGUUUAUGAGAAUAACAAAUACCUAUAUCUGGUGCUGGAGCAUGUUUCUGGAGGAGAGCUGUUCGAUUAUUUGGUGAAGAAGGGCAGACUGACGCCUAAAGAGGCGCGGAAGUUCUUCAGACAAAUCAUAUCGGCGUUGGACUUUUGCCACAGUCACUCCAUAUGUCAUAGAGACCUGAAGCCAGAAAACCUCCUGCUGGAUGAGAGGAACAAUAUCAGGAUUGCAGACUUCGGCAUGGCUUCACUACAGGUGGGAGACAGUCUGCUGGAGACAAGCUGUGGAUCUCCUCAUUACGCAUGUCCAGAGGUGAUCAGGGGUGAGAAAUAUGACGGUAGACGGGCUGACGUGUGGAGCUGUGGAGUCAUUCUCUUCGCUCUGCUAGUGGGCGCGCUGCCCUUCGAUCACGAUAACCUACGCCAGCUGCUGGAGAAGGUGAAAAGUGGCGUCUUCCACAUGCCCCAUUUCAUCCCACCCGACUGCCAGGCUCUGCUGCGAGGCAUGAUCGAGGUCAACCCCGAAAAAAGACUCACGUUAGAGGCCAUCCAGAAACAUGCCUGGUAUCAAGCCGGACGCAAUGAGCCGUGUCCGGAGCAGCCUCCCCCCCGACGGGUGAGCAUGGGCCGGAUCAUGUCUCUGACUGAGCUGGACCCAGAUGUGCUGGACAGCAUGUAUUCCCUGGGCUGUUUCAGGGACCGUGUCAAACUAGCCCAAGACCUGCAGUGUGAAGAGGAUAACCAAGAGAAGAUGAUCUAUUAUCUCCUGUUAGACCGUAAGGAGCGCUAUCCCAGUUAUGAGGAUGAGGAUCUUCCUCCCAGAAAUGACGUUGACCCUCCUCGUAAGCGUGUAGACUCCCCCAUGCUGACCCGUCACGGCCGCUGCCGGCCCGAGAGGAAGAGUCUGGAGGUGCUGAGUGUGACGGAGCAGGGCUCUCCCACACCUCCACGCAGAGCGCUGGACACCUCCACACACAGCCAGAGAUCCCGAUCUGUCAGUGGAGCAUCGACUGGCCUUUCUUCUAGCCCUCUAAGCAGUCCCAGGGUCACCCCUCAGGGCUCCCCCCUGCCCACCCCUCUGGGUACCCCAGUGCAUCACCCCCACCCCCCCACUGCUACCCCUCCCUCCUCCUCCUCCUCCUCUUCUUCCUCCCGAGCCGAGGGAGGGGGAGUGGGCGUCGGCUCACUCUCCUUGACCCCGCCCUCUAGUCCAGGGGGAGGUGGUGGCAUGGCGGCCAGUAGCUCCGCCCACUGGAGGACACGCCUCAACUCGCUGAAGAACAACCUGCUGGGGUCGCCGCGCUUCCACAGGCGCAAGCUGCAGGUGCCAACCUCAGAAGACAUGUCCAGUCUAACACCAGAAUCAAGCCCAGAGCUGGCUAAAAGGUCUUGGUUUGGAAAUUUCAUCAGUCUGGAGAAAGAAGAGCAGAUUUUCGUGGUCAUCAGAGACAAACCCCUCAGCUCCAUUAAAGCCGAUAUCGUCCAUGCCUUCCUCUCGAUUCCAUCCCUCAGUCACAGUGUAAUCUCCCAGACCAGUUUCCGAGCAGAGUAUAAGACUUCUGGAGGUCCGUCUGUCUUCCAGAAACCCGUCAAAUUCCAGGUGGACAUCUCCUUCUCCGAGGGGGAGCGAGAGAGAGAGCGGGAGCGCGAGAGAGACGGACAGAAGGAUUUCGGGAUCUACAGCGUAACCUUUAGCCUCAUAUCAGGUCCAAGUCGCAGAUUUCGAAGAGUUGUGGAAACCAUUCAAGCCCAGCUGCUCAGCGCUCAUGAUCAGAGCAUGGUGCAGACUCUUUCAGCCUGUUUGUGCCCUUCGCCAGAUGAGAAGAACAGUCGGCCUCCGAGAACUCCAACCAGACAAAACUCCCGGCGCUCAGAGGGCGGAGCCGACCGCUGCGAGUGGGUGGAGCGUGGAGAGGGCGGGGUUUUACUGCAGCGCAGAGGCUCGGGCAAAGAACGAACCCGCCUACUUUCCUCCAGUGGAACACAAUCACAGCCCUGAGUGAGGAUUAUUGUGAAUAAUCAGCAAUUCAUCAAGAUAUGAGCCAUGAGACGAGACAAAACUACUCAAACUAUAGUCCCUUUCCCCUCUCACCUCAGAACAGCAUGAUGGUAACAAUGUGUUUUUAAAGGAGCUUUUUAAAAGUCUAACGAAACCAAAUACUGAUACACAUCGUGCAGGAACAUGGGAUGCUUCGAAGCAAGAAUAAUCUCCAACGAACAAUAACACCACCUCCUGGGAUCCGAGGAACACCUCUAAACUGUCUUCUGAAAUCAUUUAAUUUGUCGACACGAACAAUGCGUUGAUUUAUGCUGUAUUUUCUCUCAUGUGAUUUGGAUGUAAUGUGCAAAACUUGAGUCUUUAGAGUUUAUAAUGACAUUCGUGAAAGGUCGCAUUUGGUGGAAGCUCACCAUCUGCUCCCUACAGGCCUGCUAUCUGUUUCCGCAAUCCAGUAAUUAUAGCAACAGAGAUCUUAGUCCAACUUAGCCUGAGUUUUUAUCCUCCCAAUCAUGUUUUAAAGAAACUAUUUAGAUCCAAAAGCUCUCAGCACCAAGAGUCUGCUCAGUCAUAUGCAAUAAAAAUCAAUAAGCUAAAAAGAUUCAGCUUAACAAAGCUGCACAUGCUGAAUCUUUUAAAACAUGAUUACCUCCUUGAGCGGACAGACUCAUGAUGAUUUUAUGAACCUAAAUAAGCACCGUUGCUCACCAGCCCAGUGUUGAUAUCUAUAGACAACUUCAUUGUCACUCUCCAUAGUAAUGCUGCAUGCUAAAUAACGUCAAGCUUCAGCCCCUAAUGACUGAUUGCGAUUGUAAAACAUUUCUGCGUGUUCGUUUACUCAUCUAAAUCUGCCCUCGAUUUACCCUUUUGGCAGCUCAAACGUCUCACUGAGGAUUCCCAUGACUGAGUUCAAAUAUAAAGAUUCCCUUUUAGAUGUCAAAGGAAAUGGGAAUCUCUCCAGAAUGCGAAAAGGAUGCUCAACCCAAUUCUCUGUUGCUGCAAGACCUUUGGUUGAAGCCAACCAUGUGAAUGUCGUUGACUAAUUUAUUUGUGGAUUUUGAUUUGUUGAAGGUUAAUUAUUUGUUUAUUGGGGACUGAGUGUGUGUAAGAGUGGCCGUAAGUGUACAUAUCUGUGUUUGAGAGCGAAUGAAAUGUUUGUAAUGUUAAAAUACAUAUUUUGGGGCAUACAAUAAUUACACUUAAAAAUAAAGGUUCUGAAAGGAGGUUGUCACAGCUAUGCCAUAUCAGUUUUAGUUUCACCUUUUAAGUGAAUUAUUUUUUUAAA
This is a messenger RNA of Danio aesculapii, 4224 nucleotides long. RefSeq names its product BR serine/threonine kinase 1a (gene brsk1a). The coding region runs from base 708 to 2942 and encodes 744 amino acids. Gene Ontology annotation, molecular function: ATP binding; tau-protein kinase activity; protein serine/threonine kinase activity. Gene Ontology annotation, cellular component: cytoplasm. The record is from RefSeq and is a predicted model, not a curated record. NCBI's taxonomy places the organism in Eukaryota, Metazoa, Chordata, Actinopteri, Cypriniformes, Danionidae. Gene Ontology annotation, biological process: microtubule cytoskeleton organization; intracellular signal transduction; protein phosphorylation. The transcript has 19 exons.